Pantherophis guttatus is the source of this 767-nucleotide messenger RNA. The record is from RefSeq and is a predicted model, not a curated record. Lineage: Eukaryota; Metazoa; Chordata; Lepidosauria; Squamata; Colubridae.
UGCCUACAACCCAGAUAUAACUUUUUCCCAGACUGUUUCUUUAGAUUCUGUCCAAUCUCUUUCUCCCCCCUACAACCCCAUCUUCUACAAGCUGAAGACAUAAAGGACCAUGUCGUUGGAUGAGAAAUACAUAGCGAUUAGGGAAGAGGAGGAAGAGGAGAAGGAAAAGGAGGAAGACAUUCAGGAGGCAGCAGCCUCGAUUGUUGGUGGGGUGAUUAAAGAUGCCGUGGACAAAGUCAUAGCCCUGAAGAAGGAAGAGGCAGGUGCCAUAUACAAAAUACGAAAUAUUGCUUGGAUGAGGUGCACAGAUUUCUCCAUUGGAAAAGGUCUGUUGCAGAUUGAGGACUAUAUGAAAACAUGGGAGCUUCACGAAAGUUGGCUACACUGGAGCAACUAUCUCAACAACGAGGAACUCCAGUAUAGCACCCGGUACUAUUACCGAGUCCGCUGGAGCAUCCCGACAUGCAGGAAGCCCAUCCCUCGAGCCACGGCCUGUGUCUAUUUCGUCAUUGAGAUUUCCAAAAUCAAACCCAGAUCGCUGCCAAUUGAAGUAUUUUUUGUAGUGGAAACCAAUAAGCUCAUUCACAGGCCAGGAAAAACUCGCUUUAAGGAGAAGUGGCUCAAAGAUGUAAUUGAAAGUAAGGUGGUCAUGAUGGAGACUGUGGAUUUUUAAUUUUGCUGGAAUGGUUAAGAAAUUAAAAUCUCUAUAGGUACCCUGCUUGUGUUUUAUUUUUUGGUAAUAAAAAUCAAGAGUUGCCGUAAUCAAA